UUAAAAUUUUAUAUUGUGCAAUACGUGACCAAUUUUUGUUCUAUUCUAAAAAUAUGAGCAAUUAAAUCGAGAAUGUUUGGUAUAAAUGUAAUUAGUUAGAAUAGAAUCAACUGUCCCAAAAUCUAUUGAACAUGGUUUCUGUAACUUUAUGUUCAAUUAUACUGCUUGCAGUCUUUUCUUGCUCAUCUUCACUACCAACCUUACCAUUUCCACAUCAAUUUUUUGAUAUAAUAUCCAAAUCUAAAGACGAACAUUCGGAAAAAUCAUUUCCAGAAAAUAUAUUUGACUGGGAUAUUCUUUUUCCUAUGAUGGAUAAAGGAUGGCAGAUACCCUUUAUCUCUUCACCUCAAGUUCAAACUUCGAGCAGCUUACCCAAAUUAAAUGCACCAAAAUCUGAUUCAUCAAUUUCUGAUUCAUCAAAUUCUGAUUCACGACAUUCUGAACCACGAAAUACUGAUUCACAAAAUUCUGAUCAAGAAUCUUCUUCUUGUUCUGAAGAUAAUUGAUAAGGAUCUCACAUGAGGUGAAUGUUAAUUUCAAUUUAUGUUCGUACGGUAAGACAUAGGGAGCUACUUAUGUUGUAUCAAAGUGAAGAGAUGGAAUUCCACUUAUUAUUUUUGGGAUAAUUGGAACAAGUAGAAUAAUUUUUCAUUUAGCUAUUCAAAAAUAUUUAAUAAAAAGUAAUUGACACUUCUUCAUUCUUUUUCAUACAAAUCCAUCUAAGGUUUCAAACUCAUAAUCAAUUUAUUAUUUUCUUCUACUGAUCUGCUUCAAAAUACUCUUUUCAUGAAGUUUUGAUUCAGCCCAGCGAGGCUCUUAUAUUUUUAAUUGUUCCAAAUAAUGGUUGCCGACUUUUUCUGAAAAAUAGGCGUUCAACGUGGUCUUCUUAAUAAAAUCUCACUCCAGCAAAUGAUACUAUGGGGUUUGGAAACAACAAGAAGUCGUGCAAUCGUUCUUCUCAGUUCAUUAUUCCAUAUUAUCUGUUGAAAAUAGUCGUUCAACAAAGUCCCAUGACUAUAGCAAAAUAUCAUCCUCAUUUCUGUUUCUGUACAGAAAAUAAAAACAGAGACCCAUCGUUGGUAUAUUUAGAAUUUAGGACAUCCAUCCUGUGCAUCAUUUAUAAUCUAUAAAAUCAAAAUACGAUACAGAAACAAUUAUUUUUCAGGAUGGAAAAUGGCUUACGUGAUAAUUGUGGCGACAACACAUAAAAAAUCAUAUUCAAAAUUCAGACAGACCUAAAUACUGAUUAUUUUCAUCCUCUAUUAUUAUAGAAGCUUUAUUAGUUUCAAAUAAAACAUAUAAUCGAAAA
Messenger RNA from Diorhabda sublineata, 1309 nucleotides. RefSeq lists its product as uncharacterized. Bases 132 to 506 code for a protein of 124 amino acids. The transcript is spliced from 2 exons. Lineage: Eukaryota; Metazoa; Arthropoda; Insecta; Coleoptera; Chrysomelidae. The record is from RefSeq and is a predicted model, not a curated record.